UAAUCAUUCCAAAUGAAAAAGUAUGGAGAUUAGCUUUCUUCCCACUUCAUCUCUCUCGGUCUCUUCAACCUCUUUCCUUACCUCUCAACUUUAACUUUUCUCCUCCUUUCGUAAUAUAACUUCUACUAUUAGAUUCCACCUAAAAGCAAGUCAUUACUAUAAUUUAAAUCACUACACCUUUUAGAAAGAAGAGAGAUUCAUUCCUUUGCAUAUAUCAGCUUAUGUUGUUAGGGUUGAGAAACUAUUAGAACAAGCCUCAGUCUCUUCAUCAAUGAGUUUCUCUUAAUCACAACAUCAAUAUAUAUUACAUCUUUGGUUAGCUAUAUAUCUUAAGUUUUCUGGGUUUCUUUCAAAGAUAUUGGAAUUAACAGAGAAGAUGACAGAAGAAUCAAUUUCAGAUGUUUUUGUGAUUAAUCCUAUACCUGGAUCCAAUCCUCCAGUUGCAAAGAAGAAAAGAAACCUACCGGGAACACCAGAUCCGGAAGCAGAAGUCAUAGCCUUGUCCCCAAAGACUCUGAUGGCAACCAACAGAUUCUUGUGUGAAAUAUGCGGUAAGGGUUUCCAAAGAGAUCAAAACCUUCAACUUCAUCGGCGGGGACAUAACCUUCCGUGGAAGCUGAAGCAAAGGAGCACUAAAGAAGUAAGAAAACGCGUCUACGUGUGCCCUGAAAAGACCUGCGUGCAUCACCAUCCUUCAAGGGCUCUUGGGGACCUCACCGGUAUAAAGAAACACUUCUGUCGGAAGCAUGGAGAGAAGAAGUGGAAGUGCGACAAGUGCUCCAAGCGAUACGCUGUGCAGUCAGAUUGGAAAGCACACUCCAAAACCUGCGGCACCAGGGAAUACAAAUGCGACUGUGGUACUUUAUUUUCAAGAAGAGAUAGCUUCAUCACUCAUCGGGCCUUCUGCGAUGCCCUGGCAGAGGAAACCGCUAGAGUAAAUGCAGCUUCCAGCAUGCAUAGCAAUAUCAAUCACCAUCUUAUAGGGAACCAAAUAGGACCGCCCAUGGCACAACAUUUUCCCCCUAUUUUCAAGCAAAUUUCGAGCAAUGACGCAACGAUAGAUCAAACUAGAUGUGGACUUUCCUUAUGGAUGGGCCAAGCAUCUCAAUUCCACGACUCAAUUCCCAAAAGUCUCCAAGAGAUUCAUCAAUUUGGUUCCGUGAUUUCGAGAUCCAUAUACAGUGAUCUGCUAGUUUCAACUUCGAAUCCUCCUGCAUCUGGUUAUCACUUAAAUUGGGUGUUAGGGAAUAAGGUGUCAUCGAGUCAUGCUGAAGAGCUAACAAGCACUUCCCUUCCUUUGAACAAUGUCAAAGAAAAUGGAGCUCAGCUUGUGAGUGUUCCUUCAUUACUCAGUACCCAAAAGCUCCACUCUCAUCAACCCACAUCCGCAAAUAUGUCUGCCACAGCUUUGUUGCAGAAAGCCGCCCAAAUUGGUGCUACUUCUACUGACACAUCAUUCCACGGAAGCUUGGGAACCAAGUGUAGCAACAGUCAAAUUCAAGAUGGGAACAAGUAUAGUGGUCUGUAUGUGUCAAAUACUCCACCAACUAGUUUUGGAAGUGAUCUAGAAAAUUCAGCAAAUGACAUUUCCAAUUUGAAUCAACUGCAAAUGCAGCCUGCAAAGCGUCAGCGCUUGCAGAACGAAGAUAGUAGUGGCGGACAAACAAGAGACUUUUUGGGCGUCGGAGUACUGCCUAUCUGUCACCCGUCUUCAAUCAAUGGAUGGACAUGAUAUGGCAUGGGAAUUUUGGGAGUUCGCAUAUUUCCUUGAUGUAAAGCUACGCCGAUAAUAAAGGGAUGCGGGUUCAGAGAGAUGGGAAGGUAGAGACAGAAUUUAGUGUUUAUUUGGAAACUUAGGGAAGAAAAGUUGCACUGAGUGCACGAUGAGAGGCUAAAAGUAUGCCUAAGAACCAUUGUUAGGGUGAGAUCCAUGCAUAUUCUCUAAAACCCGUGAACGCCGAUUCCUUUAAAAAUUGUGGCUUUUAGCUUUGCUAAAAGGGGAUGGAGUAUAGUGGGGGCAAGCAGGCACAGCGAAAACCCCUUUAGACCUUCAUUAUUGCAUUUGUUUCACUCCACUUUGUUUUUGGUUUGUCAUACUAGAUUUAAAGAACUCUUCCAGAUGCAUAAAAGCUUGAUUAUUCUAAGUACAAA
Molecule: messenger RNA, 2151 nt
Organism: Gossypium arboreum
Lineage: Eukaryota; Viridiplantae; Streptophyta; Magnoliopsida; Malvales; Malvaceae
Product: zinc finger protein MAGPIE-like
Exons: 3
Coding region: 377-1732 (451 amino acids)
Cellular component (GO): nucleus
Molecular function (GO): DNA-binding transcription factor activity
Source: RefSeq, a predicted model, not a curated record